AGCCCUGGCAUGGCCUUCUGGCUCCUCACCCCGUGUCAGCUCCAUGGCCAGUCCUGUGGAGGCGUCUCCAGGCUGUGCCAGUGGGUUGGGUCCCCAUCGGAGGAAGAGGACCACUUUCAGUGCCGGGCAGUUGCUGGAGCUGGAGAGGGCAUUUGCAGCUAGGCCCUAUCCUGACAUCAGCACCCGUGAGCACCUGGCUCAGGUAACUCACCUGCCUGAAGCCAAGAUCCAGGUGUGGUUCCAGAACCGGCGAGCCAAGAGAAUCAAGGACAGAAAGCCAGGAGCCCUAAAUUCCAGGCUGGAGCUUCCCCCAAACUCCUGUUCUCUUCCAGACACUCCUCAGCUACCUUGGGACCCUGGAACAUCAAGCUAUCCUCUGCACCCUACCAGUUCAGCUCAGUAUACUUCAGCAUGCCCACCACAGACCUCCUGCCUAGGACCCAUUUUGGGUCCAGGGCAGAGUUGGUCAGGGGCUAAAGUGGCAGCCCCAUGGGGGACAAGUAGAGCUUCAGGGAUUCACUCUUCUUUAGAGCAAAUUGUUCCUCAGACUUCACUGGGCAACCUGUCUGACCUUAUCUAUACCUCAGCCAUCGUCACCAAUGUAGACCACUUCUAAUUUAGGUGUAGAGCUUUUAAGACUUGGCUCUGGCCUUGUAGCCCAUAGGACAGAGCACAUAAGAGAACUCCUGCCUCUUUUUUGCAGUGUUUGCUAACAGUUUGGCUCAGGGACUCCCACCCCCAUCCCUAGUCUCCACCAGUUUAGUUGAGGUCCUGUGACUGGAGCCUGGCUCCUAUAACUCGGCAUCCUGGUCCUUUUGGGGACAUGAGCAUCAGGAGGUACUGUUAAAGUGAGGGACUAUAUUUUCCACCUUUACUGACAGGUUUGGGUCCCCAACUCCUAUUAUCUUAGCAGAAUGAUCUCUUUCCUCUAAAGGGUUAGCCACCAGUCUAAGAGGGCCCUUCAGGAUCUCACAUAUGUGCCAGGGGCAGGGUACUGGACUGCUGGGACCCACAUUUUCAUGGUUCAGGGCCCCAUUGCCUGACUUCCUGCCACCUGGACAAAUUAAUCAGAACUGUGGAUCUGAAGAGAGAGUGAUAUUAAAGUUACAGAAAUAGAAGCCUGGGUCUUAGGUUGAUUGAAUUUCCCCAAAGAUCAGAUUGGCUGCCCUCUGAUGUGGGCUGCGGGGACAACCUAAUAGAACUGGGGGGUGGGGGUGGGGUGUGUGGUAUCACUGGCAUCUGUAAUACCAACUAAUCUCCAAAUAAAACAAAACUCUUCGCUUUAA
Mus caroli (Ryukyu mouse) is the source of this 1286-nucleotide messenger RNA. It is a transcript of the gene Sebox, whose product is annotated as SEBOX homeobox. NCBI's taxonomy places the organism in Eukaryota, Metazoa, Chordata, Mammalia, Rodentia, Muridae. Gene Ontology annotation, molecular function: DNA binding. The record is from RefSeq and is a predicted model, not a curated record.